Molecule: messenger RNA, 1498 nt
Organism: Cuscuta europaea
Lineage: Eukaryota; Viridiplantae; Streptophyta; Magnoliopsida; Solanales; Convolvulaceae
Source: the annotation of a GenBank genome assembly
UGCAGCAGGAGGUAACACAACAAGUAACAAUACAAGUAACACAACAGGUAACUGAACAAUUGUCACGAGUAUUUGCUCAGCAGCUUCAAGAUGAACUUAAGAGAAUGGGUUUAACCCAACAACCAGAACUGCACACAGAGGCACGCCGCACUCGUUCUCCUACACAUGUCAGUACAAAAGGGAGCAAUGCUCCAGAGGAUAUCUCUGAGUCGGAUGAUGAGCUAUCCCGACUUUAUCUGGAUACCCCCUUUCACUUAGUAGCCAUGGGAAAGGUAUUCUAGUUAUGUUAUAAAAAUUCUGAAAUAAAUUCUACGUAGCAGAACUUCCAAAUGACAUAAAUUCUGAAAUCUUAAUCAGGUACACAAUUUGGGUCCUACUAUACACCAUGAGAGAAUAGAUUCAGGUAUUGUUAGGGUGGAGGUUGUGGAGGUUUUGGAUGCAUCUGCAUUGGUCCCAAUUCCAAGUGAAGAGGUCCAGACAGUUGGACAGGCCCCCAAUCAGUUCAUUCAAUGGCCAAAAAGAUUGGUUGACCCUCACGUAAAGGAGUGGACAAAUGGAAAGGAUAAUGACAACCAUGAUGAGGACAAUGCUUCUGAUGAGAACAAGGGUCCAAUAUCACGUUUAUUGACAAUGACUACUCACCUUGGUCCACAACCGAUAGAGCUAAUCCUGAAAGAAGAAAUAGUUGGGCGGUCUGCUAUAUCUCUUUUUGUUGGCUCUGAGGAGAUAUUAGAGAUAUGUGUGGGGAAUCAAAUGCUAAGUGCAGUGAUUCUACAAGUAUGGAUAAUGCAUUUGCAUGGGAUUUGUGUUCGAAAGGAUACUGCACACCUGUACGGUUUUCUUGACCCACAUACCACUCAAGAUGUGGGGAACAAGCGUGAAGAUAUUCAAACUUAUAUAAUGACUCGACUGAGUGAAGGAAACAAAGAGUGCUACUUACUACCGUACUACUAUCCUAACCAUUGGCAGUUGUUUGUAUUGUGCCCGAGGAAAAACUUAAUUGUGUUCUUAUGCUCUUUGGGGAACAAACCAAAGGCAAACAUAAAGAGUACUCUAGAUUUGGCGAUGCAAGCACAUCAAAUGACAAAAAAUAAAAGGAAUUCCAAGCCGAAAUGGAUUAAGCCAAUGUCUCGAAUGCAAAGAGGAAGUUUUGAAUGUGGAUAUUAUGUUAUGAGACACAUAACUACUAUUAUUUCUGCCAGUGUUGUGGAUUCGUGGAUGGAGAUAUUCAAUGUUCAAGACCCAUUUAGUGAACAAGACAUCAACGAGAUUCGAGAGCGUUGGGCAUUGUUUUUCUGCGAAGCAACUAGCAUUUAGUAUUUAUUUAGUAGAAAUUAAACAUUGUUAGCAUAUUAGAAAGUGAUAUGCAAUUUUGUUGCAACUUGCCAACUCUUGAAUUUUGAUGGUGUAAAAUGAUGUUUAAUUUUUGCUAGUAAGAUUAAUACUAUAUAUGAUUUUUGGAUAUUAUGGUUGUUUUGUGAAUAUUAUUAAAUAAUGG